UCCAGCCAUAGCGAGAGGGAAGGCGACGCUUGUCUUGUUCGAAAGCAAUUUAACACGAGAUAUGGCGAGCCAUGGUCGCCAGUCCUCAGACAUGAGAUUUGGAGCAAUGGGCCGUGAAAGAGGCAGUGAGAGGGAGAGAGACCGGGAUAGAGACCGUGACAGAUACCACCGUCACAGGUCACACUCUCGAGAACGAGACCCAUCCAGACGAGACCGAGAGAGGGAGCGAGAGCGUCGUGAUAGAAGAAGUCGUUCCAGGUCCCGUUCUAGGUCAAGAUCUCCACGAGGAAACCGCCGAAGGUCACCUGUGUACAUGGCUGGGCCAUCAGGGAAGCACGAUGAAGCUCCAAUGGAAGAAUUAACUGCAGAAGAGAAGCAAAUGGCAGAAGUUAUGGGUUUUGCAUCAUUUCACUCCACCAAAGGAAGGUUGUUUUUUAGUGUAUGGGGAGCAACUUGUAGUGAUGGUAAGAAGCACGAAGAACUUGCUGAUUAUGAAGAGUACAAAGAGUGGUUGAACAAAAAAAUGGAAAUUAGAUAUGCUGAGAAGGAAAAGGAAUUUGCAGAAAUGAAAGCACAAUAUAUAAAGGAGCGAGAAGAGCGUCAAAGAAGGCUUGAUGAAAGAAGACGGGCAGAUUUUGAAAGAAGAAGUCGGGAAAGUGGAUACAGAGAUGAGAGGUCAAGCCGGUCUCCAAGGAGAAGGCACAGGUCGCCCUCAAGAGGUCACGAUAGAGACUAUGACCCCCUGGACAGAUAUAGGGGCCGUGACAGUGACAGAAGCAGGCAUUACAGUAGUGACAGAGAGAGGCCUUACAGCAGCGACAGGGAUAGGUCUUAUGGAAGUGACAGAGACAGACCCUACAGCAAUGACAGAGACAAACCCUACAACAGUGACAGAGACAGGCCCUACAGCAAUGACAGAGAUAGGCCCUACAACAAUGACAGAGAUAGGCUGUACAAUAGUGAAAGAAACAGACCAUAUAACAGUGACAGAAGCAGGGAUCAGGAUCAAAUUAGCAGUUACAGUAGCAGAGACAGGAGUCCCAGGCCAAGUGGCAGAGGUUUUGGUGGAGGGUCACACAAUUUCAGUUAUCCCAUGCACAGAGAUAGCAGCGUGGAAAGGAUACUGGAUCGUAUGCCCUCAGGACUUGGAAUGAAAAGAUCGUAUGACUUUUAAAGAAACAAAGAAGCACCACCCCCAAGAAACCUUAACAGUGACUUCCAUCAUGAGGGGACCUUUAGUUAAAGGUCUUGUACCAGCAAUGAAUGACACUGCUUCAGUGAUGAAACUCAUGUCCUUAUGGAAUUCUUGUGUGCAAAUUGCUUUUGUUUAUAAUCUUUUUAUUUUUUAUACAUUAUUUCUUUCCCUCUCUCUUCAAGGCUCCCUCAUCCAUUCUUUUAAUAGAGUCAAAAGCUAUUUUUGUUAUCAUCAGUUUUGUCAUAAUGGUAAUAAUUUUCUUUUAUCUAAAGUAUUGGUAUGUUAGCGGUUAGGUUAUAGUUCCUUAGUAUAGUUCCUUGUUUUUUCAUAUUUUUCCUUUUUUCUUACUUUCAUUAUUGCUACUGCACAUUUUAAAAUUUAAAAUGUAGCAUAAUUAGGUUUAUAAAAUCAAAUGAAUUUUUUGGUGGUUUUUGAUACCAACCUUGAGCAUUAUUUUUACAUCAACUCAAAUAAUUGCCGCAUAAAUCAUAAAUUUGUAUCAUAAGGACAGACAGGAUAAUUUGAUACUAGUCAAAGGCUGUACUACUUGACUUCACAUUUGUUUUGUAAAAGCAUCUGAUUGGUUCAUAUAACAUAAAUACAGGUCUUCAUUUUUUUUAUAAAAAUCUUUCCUUUAUAAUGACAACAAUAAAAGGGUAAAACUGACUAUCAUACAAUGUCAGUACUUAUGCAGUACUGUAUUAGUCCCAGUGUUAACCCUGUUCUGCGGGGGAUAGCAUGUACUCAUAUUCCAUACCCACAAUGAGCUUAAUAUAUUAAUUGUAUUUACACAUAGAUGGCUCCAACAAGUGGUUAGUCACCAAUGAGUCUGACCUAUCUUGUCUGUUAAUCAUUUUCCUUGAUUUUUGGAAAUAUUUGACUUUAUUUUCUAUUGCUAUUAGUAUUGUUAAUAACACUGUAAUAAUUAUAACGUAAAUAAUUGACCCCUUGGUGGCAGAACACUUGUGGAGCUAUUGAGGUGUAGAUAUAUUUCACAAAACAAUAUUACAGUAAACAUCACAUUUUCCUGGCAGCAUUGGGUUAAUGGUCUUUUGAAUGCAUCCAUAUUUUAAAGUUUCUUUAAAGAGAUAAAUGGUGGUGCCAAUUGAAUAUGAUGUAAUGAAUGUCGCAGGUUUGAUAUCCAGAAACAAUAAUAAUUUUAAGAAAUGGUUACCUCUAAGCUCAAACAGUUAGCAAGUCAACUGUUUGACAAUGCCAAUGCUGACAGGUGAUUUCCCAAUACACAAGCCCUCUCUCCCUGGUUGUAGCCCAGGCCCUGCUCCCGGGGGCUCAUGUCGUCACCCUACAUGCCCCAGACAAUGGGAUUGGCGCACCAUGUCAAUUGGCGCACCAUGUCCAGGCAUACCAUGGCAUGUAUGUAAAUGCCACCCGAGGGCUAAGGGUUAAGGAAGUAUUGGCUAUGUUUAUGUAAGAGAACAGCAUAUAUUCAGGAAUAAUUAGAUGUUAACCCAAGACUUUCUAGUGUCGUUUUCUUUUGUGAAUUUUAUUUCACAUUAAUGGCUCCACAAAUGCUCAGCUGCCAAGGGGCCACUUAGUAAGCCUAAGUGUCCACAGUUGAUAUAUCCUUUCCUUGUGUGUUUUUUUUUCUAAUGCUAUCAAUAGUGAUAUUAUUAUUGUUGAUAUUGAUUGUUAUAAUAGUAUUAACAAUAAUAAUAGAAAUAAGAUUUUUUUUUUUCCAAAAUUCAAGGAAAAGGGUCAACAGGUGAGCCAGGUAGGAGUAGUAUUUGACUCAUUGGUGACUAAGCACUUGUGGAGCCACCUAUGUGCAAAGACAAUCAAUAAACAAAAAGACAGUGGGUCUGGAAUGUAUUCUUGCUAUCCUGACAACAGUGGGUUAAGUAACAUAGCCUCCUGAAGAGUGCAUCUUUGCUGUGUUGCAGCCAUUCUAAAGGUCAUAACUUUGUACAUUGGCCUUACCUCUUUUGUAGUACAAGAGAUGACAGGAUCUUUUAAGUCCAUAAUGUAUUGUACAGAUAUCUCUUGUUAUUGGUAAGAUCACUAAGUUAAUUGUUAGCUACAUGUGCAGUACUUGUAAGUAAAAUUGAAGACAUAAAAUGGCUGAUGAAUGUUACUCAGAAACACUUAACUUUUAACACAUGGCUAAAUCAUUGAAGCAUGAGAAAGGCUGAUCUAUUCUUUAUGUACAUUAAUAUAUUGUAUGUCAAGUGAAUGCUAUUUGGAAUACUGUUAUUUUACAAGAAGAGAUUUGACCCAAUUUGUUUUGAUUACAUACUGAUAGAUUUCCUGGAUAACUCAUUAUCUUUGGAUAUCAUAGAUUUGUCAUGAUGAUAUUGCCACCUUCAUAAAACGUCACUCUGUGGAGACCAUCCCCCAAAUAAUAGGACAGUGUAGUCAUUAUGAGAGUUUUUAUUUAUAUAAUUUUGGCUUUCUUUUUCUUUAUUUCUUUGUGAAGUAAAAAGUUCUUUGUAGAAGGGAUAUGUCAUUUGCCGGUUAAUUUUUAUUUAUAUGUUCAUCAAGACCAAAAAAAAAUUUAAUCCCAGCAAACAUAUUUCUUGGCCAUGUUAUUAGGUACUAAAUAUAUAUAUAUAAAUAAAUAUUCAGAAAUAAAUACAGUUUACAUGUAAAGUAUUCUUUGAUUAUGACUUUCAUUUCUAUAUAUUGAUGAAAAUUUUUAUUCUUUAUAAACACACCCUGCAGUUUGUGUGUGUGUGCAAUUACAGUAUGAUGGUAUUGUAAUUGUGGCUACAAAGUUCAGCAUUAGGUUAUGAAAAACUGUGGACCUGUAAUUUCAUUCAUAUAAUCUUUUUAGUUGUUAAACUUCGUAAUUUGUGUAAAAGGUCUAUAGAUAAGGAUGUUUAAUUAUAUUUGUCUGUAUUUGGAUUUAAUUUUAAGAAGUAAGAUGUUUUCUGGAAAAGGAGGUCUUUUUACUUUAAGAAAUAAGUAAAGUGUUUACAUGAAAGAACGAAGUGCCUGCAGCUUACUGACGUAGGCAUUAUCUUGGUAAUAUUACUGAAAUACCAGCUUCAGUUUGAAGAAAAGUGAUUUCUGGCUGGGUGACGUGCUUACAAGAGAGCAUGGGUGGGCAAUCUUUAAGUAGUGGUGUUUUUUGUAAACCUUACAUUUAUCUUACUUUGAGUUAAAUAGGUGUUUUACUGUAAAAUUUUCAGUUUAAUAAAAGAUCAAGAACUUGC
Molecule: messenger RNA, 4368 nt
Organism: Penaeus indicus
Lineage: Eukaryota; Metazoa; Arthropoda; Malacostraca; Decapoda; Penaeidae
Product: RNA-binding protein 25-like
Exons: 9
Coding region: 62-1174 (370 amino acids)
Source: RefSeq, a predicted model, not a curated record